Rotaria sp. Silwood2 is the source of this 1394-nucleotide messenger RNA. The record is from the annotation of a GenBank genome assembly. Lineage: Eukaryota; Metazoa; Rotifera; Eurotatoria; Philodinida; Philodinidae.
AGUUGAAAAUUGUAUAUGAUACAAAAUUGUGCAGCAUUUUUUUUUAAAUAAAAAAAGCUUUUUUUUUAUUAUCAAUAUCCAAAAUACUUUAGAGAUAUAAUUGUAUUUUCACGUUUCAGAAUUAGAAUAAAUUUUUUAAUUUGAUAUCGACUUCUCAUCGACAGAUGACUCCAGUAGAUGGUAGUGGUAGCUAUAGAAGUGAAGGGAUACACUUCCAGUGUUUUCGAUUGGAAGGUCACGAGAUAAAGAGAGAGAAAAAAAGAUUGAGGUCAUGAGAAGAAAAGAGACAGCAGAAUAAAAAGAAUAAAGAAAAAUAUGGCAGUUGGAAAAGAUAAAGUAAGGACCCUAGACAAAAUAUUUUUUUUUUUUUAAAUUUAAAUAUAAUAAAUAAUUGUGUUUUCUUUUUUAGUUUGAUCCAAAAACGACUGAUAAGAAAAGAAGCGAGGCGGUGAAAGAUGCCGCCUCGCCGAUAGCGGCGAAGCUCGUCGAUAUCGAUACCCGGCUUGCUUCGGUCGAGACUUCGAUCGGCGAGCUCGACACCCGGCUUGUUUCGGUCGAGACUUCGAUCGGCGAGCUCGACACCCGGCUUGUUUCGGUCGAGACUUCGAUCGGCGGGCGGAUAAAUUCGGUGGAAUCCGAGCUCAGUGCCAUAAAGGCUACCAUUAACAACUUCAUUGAGAAGUUGAGCUCGGUAUUCGAUCUAGAUACCAAGUAAGUUCACCGCUUCUUUUAAGCGGAUCCGACAUCAAAUGUCGGAGUCCAUAUCGUAUAUCGGUGAACUUAGUCAGAAGGGCAAAAAUAAAAGCAUUGAUCAUGUUCUGGCAAACCCUAUUUCAUGGUUUGCUUCGAUAACGAUCAAUGCGACAAAUAUAAAGGAUAAUUUCAACAAUUUUCAAUGAAAUUUUUUUUUCUUUAUUGUAGAUUUUCAUAUAAUUUGCUCAUCUCAUUAAGUUUUCUUUUAUUUCUUUUGUUACUUGUAAACAAAUUAUUUUUUUUAGAUCGUGCGUCAAUGUAUCUCAAUUCAUGUUGGUCAAGCUGGUGUUCAAAUAGGUAAUGUAUGUUGUAAAUUAUUUUUUUUAGACUAUGGAAUUCAACUUGAUGGACAAAUGCCGUUAAAUGAAACUAUUGGUAGAGGUGAUGAUUCAUUCAACAUCUUCUUCAUUGAAACACAUGCUGAUCAAGCACAUACUGGUACCUAUCGUCAAUUAUUUCAUCCUAAACAAUUAAUUACUAGAAAAGAAGAUGCUGCUAAUAAGUAUGGUCGUGAGCAUUAUACCAUUGACAAGGAAAUUAUUGAUUUGAUACUUGAUUGUAUUCGUAGAUUGGCUGAUCAAUAUACUGGUCUCCAACGUUUUCGUAUCCUUUAUAGUUUCGGAGGUAAACUAUUUGAUUGA